Messenger RNA from Aspergillus chevalieri, 2355 nucleotides. RefSeq names its product DUF3433 domain-containing protein. The coding region runs from base 1 to 2355 and encodes 784 amino acids. NCBI's taxonomy places the organism in Eukaryota, Fungi, Ascomycota, Eurotiomycetes, Eurotiales, Aspergillaceae. The record is from RefSeq and is a predicted model, not a curated record. The transcript is spliced from 2 exons.
AUGGAUUCUUCGGCGCCGCAGCCGGGAAACGUCAGUCUGAGGACCGUUAGCUCAAGCAGACCCCAAUACCAAUACUUCGAGCAACGCUCCGAAGCCGCCUCAGACGACUACUACUCUUUCCCCUCGACAGCCUCCAACUCCGCCAGCAGCAGGGACGGCGUUAUGCGGUAUGCAACCCCCGUGUCCGGGCCUACAUCGCGGGCCUCGUCGCCGGGCGUGGGUGUCCCCAGGAUGGGUGCAAUUGGGGAGCAUGGGCCAUUGCUUGGGGAGGAUACGCCGCGGAGGGUGAGGGCGAGGACUGGACAUGAUAAUGGGGGGAAUGGGUCUGUGUGGAUGGAGGGUGAUUUGCCGCAUAUUCGGUAUGCGAUUAAUCAUCUUACGCGAGAGGAGGAGGAUGAUGAGGAGGUCCGGGACGUAGGAGGAAGGGAGGAUCAUCCGGAUGGCUUUGUUUGGGAUGAGGAACGGGGUUGUUUUACUCGUCUGGGGACAUUGCCAGCGCCGUCCCACCAGCAGCAGCAGCAGGAACGAGAAACAUCACCGGCGAGAUCUGUGCAAAGCUCUACGAGUUCUAUGACAACCAUCGGACGGAAGACAUUUGUCGCCAUGGACCCCCCCGAGAACAGCCUCUUAUAUUUGCCGCUUGACUACGUCCCGAUAAUUCUUCGACCUUGGGCCCUAGCCCUACUAAUCAUCUGCUGUCUGCUCAUGAUAGUUGGGGUAUCGUUUUGCAAUGUGUGGUCCAAGAAGCACCAAGGACUGUGGGACUACGAUGGCCAAAGCGGCUCGCGGUACUUCGUCUUCCAGUUUCUCCCACAGAUCCUAGCGGCCAUCUUGAUUCUCUGGAUUUUUGUGGUGCAGGCAGCUGUGUAUCGUGUCAUGCCGUUUGCCAUUAUGGCUUCUGAGCGAAAACUCGAGCGUGUGCUGCAGAAACUCCCGAUGUUACCAAGGAACUUUCUUUUGCCGGACCUGUCGCAUUUCCUGUAUGGAGAGCCGUUGGUGGGUUUCUCACUAUUUACUAUCUGGCUGGCGAACAUGUUUGCGAUUCCGCUGCUUAGCUGUCUCUUUCAAGUGAAAUGGUACAGCUACGUCGAUGGCGCCAAUGGACAGGGAAGAUUCCGCUGGACGUCUGUCCAGUCCAUCGGGUGGACCAUCGUCUCGCUCUAUGGACUGCUGACAAUAGGGCUCACGGUGCUCCUAGUCCGCUUCGUGCGCGCUUGGUCCGGACUGAUCUGGGACCCUACCAGCAUCGCCGAUCUGAUACCCAUCAUCCAACGCUCGAACAUCCUCCAAGACUUCGACGGCCUUGAAACAUCUCCGGACGUGGGAAAAUCACUCGAACCCCGCACCCUCCGACUAGGAUACUGGAAACUCUCAGGCAAAAAGGAAAUCCUAUUCUACGGCAUCGGCGAAGAAGACGCCCCAGUCCGCACACCCUCUCUCCACACAGACAAACAAGCGAAGAUCACAGACGUCGAACGCCAACAAAAUAACCUCAACAUGUACGAGCCCACCACCCGCCACCGCUGGACACCAUGGUUCCUCCGCACCAUCUCAAUAAUAGCAUGGAGCUUCCUCGUCGGAGGCCUAUUCAUCGCCUUCGUCAUAGUCAGCUUCCUCCACGACGCUAUCGCCAGCGGCUUUCCACCCCGUCUGCCAACGCUUCCGUCAACAGACGGUUUCUCCGCAUCGAACUUCGUCUACAGCUUCGUCCCAGCGCUAAUCGGCAUGCUCUUCUUCCUCGCGUACCAGCACGUCGACGUCUACUUCCGCGCUAUCCAGCCGUACGCCUCCCUCUCCUCGUCUCCCACCGGCGUCCCCGCAAAACAGUCCCUCCUCCUCUCCUACCCCUCCGACCUCCCGCUCCUCGUCACCAUUAAAGCCCUCCUCAACAAACAUCCCAAACUCGCCCUCAUCACUUUCACCAGCACAGCCUCCCUCGCAAUCCCCAUCCUCGCUGGCGGCAUCUUCACGGCCCUCUACUAUCCUUCCUCGCGCACAAUCCGGAUGACGUCGCUGAUGCCCGCGUUCUACGCGCUACUCGCCUUCUGUGCGCUGUACACACUCUCGCUGCUGGCUAUUUGGCCGCACCGGAUCCGGUAUCUUCCGCAUGGUAUUGCGACGUUGGGAGAGCAGGUUAGUUUUCUGUAUCAGAGUCCGUUGUUGGCGGAUAAGGGGCUUAGGGAGGUGAGGUGUCGGACGGAUUUGGUGCGGAUGGUUGUGUCUGGGGGUGAGGGGUUUGAGGUGGGAGAGACGAGGUAUGGGUUUGGGGUUUUUGUGGGGAGAGAUGGGAGAGAGCAUUUGGGGGUUGAGAGGGUUAGGAGGGGUGGGAGGGAGGAUAUGGUUAUUUUGAGGUGA